AUGCGAAGACCGGCAUCGUCGUACACCACACGGAAAACGACGACAGACGAUUGGCUGGGCUUACGGCCGAAAAGCAAUACGGAGGUAACGUCGUACGAACCAUCGUCACACGGCGGUGGUGGGCAAAAUGCGUCGAGACGGCAUGACUUAAGGCGACAGAGCACGCAACAGCGAACGUCCCGUUCGGCGGGCUUGUUGUUCAGCGACGACGACGAUGACGAUGAUAACGGAGACGACGGCAAGAAGAAGACCACCACCAACCGAAACGUUUUUGACUCGUUAGCCGAUACCACGUACCGCGGUACUGGUGCAAGUACUGUACCGUUACCGGUCACAACCACAGCCAACGGAGAUGCCGCCGUGUCUACCGACCGGAUGUGGACYGCUGUUUCUGAGCCACAGACCUUGUCGAAACGUCGAGAGACGUCACCGUCCAUCAUCACGGUCGCCAAGAAAACYACGGCAGCGUCAGAAAAUAUGCCUUCUUGGUUGAGUGGGUUAAUACAUAACACAGAUGAAGCUAACACCAUGACUAUCACUCCUCCACCUACUUCUCAUCAUAUUUUGUCCACUGACAAAAUAGUUGAUGCAAAUGUUCCACAGAAAACUGAAAGAGUUGAAAAUGAAAUCACUGAAGAAAAACAUGCUUCGAUUUUAUCAUUGCUCAGAGGAAAAGAUAACAUCCAAACGUCCAUGUUAGAAUUGAUCCGAGAGCUGGCUAAAAAAAAACAAGACAUACAGCAGGCUACAAUAACAUUGAUUCAAGAGCAGCAAAAUAGCGACCUUCUUAUUAAAGCGUUCUUAAUGGAUAAUAGUUAUUCUGUAAUGAACACCGAUACACAAGAGUUAGAACGUCUACGGUCUGAGAAUCACAAAUUUCAACUGACAAAUGAUCAUCUUUCAAAAACACAUCAACUAGAAUUAGAUGCCUUAAAGACUAAAUAUGAAUUACAGCAAAAUGUAUUGCAUGAAAAGCUAGAUCGUUAUGAGGAGCGCGUAAAUGARCUGAUAGAAGAACGAAAAGCCGAUAUGAUGGAACGGAAAGAAAAUGAAAAGCGCUUAAAAGACAUGUAUGAGGAGAGGUUACGUGUGAUGCAUGAAAGUCAUUUAAUAGAUCUCAAACAAACAGCUGAAGUUCAAAGAAUUAAAAUGAACCAUUUGGAAGAAGUUGAAUCCUGUUUACGUGAUUCAAAGCCAAAGCGUUUGACCAGCGAAGAAAUGACCGCUAGAGAGAUUUCAAUUACUGCUCAAAAUAAACAACUUAAAGAUUUACAGGAAGAGGUAGACAAGCAGAUGGCUAUGUUGGAAGGAGAAAGGUCAGCUCUUCAAAUGAAAAUCGAAGAAUUUCAAUCGAGAAAUCAACGGGAACGAAAUGAAUUGGAACUCUUUAAUAAAGAGCUAAAACGAUCAAUGAAGGCGUUUGAAGAAAGUCGUAAAACAUGGGAACGUGAAAAAAAAUCAGAAACACAAUAUAUCGAAGGACGAAAACAAGAGUUGGAGGAUGUUCGUUCGUCGGUCAUCGAAGAACAGCGCAAGUUAGCGGAAGAACGUUUUGAAGUGGCUUCUGAACGAUACAGACUCGAAGCCAUGCUGAAAUUAGACGCCGGUACAGGCACUGAUUUGAUACAAGCUAAAGUGGAAGUGAAAGAGAAUUUUAAGGAGCUAAAAAGAAAAGAAAAAGAAUUAGACAAACGAUUAGAACAUACAAAAGAACUGGAAAAACGUUUAACCGAUGAAAAAAACAGAUUGCAAGAAUUAGACGACCAAAUUAAAAUGAAAUCAAUUCGUGCUGAAAAAAUGUUUAAGAUGGCACUUUCAAAACAAGAAGAAGGUCUAAAGGCUUUGGAGAAUGCAAAAGAUAUUCAAAAUAAGUUCGAUAAAAAAGGUAAAGAUAUUCAGAAUCGACUGUUGGACGUUAUGAAACGAGAAGAAAAUAUUGUCAUAGAAGAAUCUAAAAUAGCCAAAGAAAAGGACGCGUUUAGCAAAUUACGAAAAAAAUUGGAUCUGGUCCUACCUCAAUUGUCCGAAAGUGAAAUGCGUUUUUUAGAUCCUAAGUUAAAUAAACACGAAGCUGAAAAGGAAAUAUACUUUAAGAAAACUCAGUUAUACUAA
Molecule: messenger RNA, 2112 nt
Organism: Diuraphis noxia (Russian wheat aphid)
Lineage: Eukaryota; Metazoa; Arthropoda; Insecta; Hemiptera; Aphididae
Biological process (GO): establishment of epithelial cell polarity; cilium assembly
Cellular component (GO): ciliary basal body; ciliary transition fiber; centriole
Source: RefSeq, a predicted model, not a curated record